Bursaphelenchus xylophilus (pine wood nematode) is the source of this 267-nucleotide messenger RNA. The record is from the annotation of a GenBank genome assembly. Lineage: Eukaryota; Metazoa; Nematoda; Chromadorea; Rhabditida; Aphelenchoididae.
AUGUUGUUAUACUGUAGAACCGGUCGGAAGAGAAGACAUUUUUCUCCGUCUUCUGUGGCUUCACUGUGCGGAUCUGAACAAAUGUCAUUGCUCGAGGCGAAGAGAGCCGCAGCCGGCUUCGAAAAGGGCGCCGAAACAGCGGACGCAUUGGAGAGACGGCGGAAGAAGCCAGAGUCCGGGAUCCGAGCCGGUUCUCCCGUCUGGUCUCUCCCCUUGACCACUGUCCAUUUCCGAGGGAUUGAGAGGGCGAGAGCAGCGACUGAAUGA